ACCAUGGGUGUUUGGGGAACACUGAUUGGUGCCAACAGCCACUUGCACUGGGCGUCAGCCCUCUCUCACGGCUGCUAUAAAUGCUGCAGGGACGCAGGUUGUCUGGCACCUUCUCCAGCUGAGCUCUCCCUCCAGCAGGACCAGAGGACCCUCUUGAUCAUGAGGCUGCUCGCACAAACCCUCACCGUCUGCCUGGCUUUCUCUCUCUGCCGCUCGGACCACCAUGGGGGGCAACAUGCAACUAUAACCCUGCCACCUGACCACCAUUCCUUUCACCAUGGUGCUGUGGUUGACCGCUGCAAGGGAAUUGAGUUUGAUGCCGUUGCUGUAAAUGAGCUGGGAGUUCCCUACUUCUUCAAGGGUGACCAUCUGUUCAAGGGUUUCCACGGUGAAGCUGAGCUUUCAAACGCGACUUUUGCUGAGCUGGAUGACCAUCACCACCUGGGGCAUGUGGACGCAGCUUUCCGCAUGCACUCUGAGGACAGCCCUGAGCACCAUGACCACCAGUUCUUCUUCUUGGAUGACAAGGUCUUCAGCUACUACAAGCACAAGCUGGAGGAUGGCUAUCCCAAAGAGAUCUCUGACAUGUUCCCUGGCAUCCCUGACCACUUGGAUGCUGCUGUGGAGUGCCCCAAGCCAGACUGCCCCAAUGACACUGUUAUAUUCUUCAAAGAUGAUGAUAUCUACCACUUCGACAUCAAGACCAAGAAGGUAGAUGAGAAAGAGUUCAAGGGCAUGCCCAACUGCACUGGUGCCUUCCGCUACAUGGGACACUACUACUGCCUCCAUGGACACCAGUUCUCUAAGUUUGACCCCAUCACUGGAGAUGUCCAUGGAAGAUACCCCAAGGAGAUUCGUGAUUACUUCAUGAGAUGCUCCCACUUUGGCAAAAAGUCUGUUGAGGAGCACAUUGAGAGAGAGAAGUGCAGCCGUGUGCACCUGGAUGCCAUCACUCAGGAGGAUGAUGGUGAUAUCUAUGCUUUCAGAGGUCACCACUUCCUCAGUGUCUCUGGUGAUAAGUUUCAUUCUGACACUAUUGAGAGUGCCUUCAAAGAGCUGCACAGUGAGGUGGACGCUGUCUUCUCUUAUGAAGGUCACCUUUACAUGAUCAAGGACAGUGAGGUGUUCGUCUACAAAGUGGGCGAGCCACACACUCACUUGGAGGGCUACCCCAAACCUCUGAAGGAGGUGCUGGGCAUUGAAGGACCACUUGAUGCUGCCUUUGUUUGUGCCGACCAUCACAUUGUUCAUAUCAUCAAGGGUCAGACAAUCUAUGAUGUGGACCUGAAGGCCACCCCACGUGUCGCAGGGAACGAGCGACCCCUCACCAAAUUUAAGAAGGUUGACACUGCCAUGUGUGGGCCCAAGGGUGUGACCAUUGUGAUUGGAAGCCAUUACUACCAAUUCCAGAGCCCCAUGGAAAUGAUUGCUUCCAAGGCCAUCCCUGAACAACACAAUGUAGCCCAGGAGCUGUUUGGCUGUGACCACUAAACCCAUCAUGCAAAGUGAAAUAGGGAGAGAGGAGGUGCAACAAAACAACUAAAAGUGGACUGACCUUUGGGGUCUUACUGCACACCCUCCAUUAGCCAUGGAAUCGUGUAACACCAGGCAGUUGCAUCUAGUGGUGUGUUUGUUUUCCUCUCACUCGUGUCUCUCUGGCUUCAAAUUUUCCUACCUCUGCUGCUCUUUUCAACUUAGCUUUACCUUCAGCUCACAAACACAUAAACGCACGUGCCGUAGCACAAGCUACUGGGUUUGUCUGCCACUGUGCUAUGCGCUGUCUGUUUACUACAAGCUAGUAUGUCCCUGUCAGUGCUAUCUGUGAAACAUCUAUGCAUUUUGUGGUUGAUGAAUAAACUAAAGUAAAAUCA
This is a messenger RNA of Pygocentrus nattereri (red-bellied piranha), 1871 nucleotides long. RefSeq names its product hemopexin a (gene hpxa). The record is from RefSeq and is a predicted model, not a curated record. Bases 4 to 1491 code for a protein of 495 amino acids. Gene Ontology annotation, biological process: heme transport; intracellular iron ion homeostasis. Lineage: Eukaryota; Metazoa; Chordata; Actinopteri; Characiformes; Serrasalmidae. The transcript is spliced from 10 exons. Gene Ontology annotation, molecular function: heme transmembrane transporter activity.